Messenger RNA from Dipodomys ordii (Ord's kangaroo rat), 3140 nucleotides. It is a transcript of the gene Snx14, whose product is annotated as sorting nexin 14. Gene Ontology annotation, molecular function: phosphatidylinositol-3,5-bisphosphate binding. The record is from RefSeq and is a predicted model, not a curated record. The transcript is spliced from 28 exons. Gene Ontology annotation, biological process: autophagosome maturation. Bases 13 to 2697 code for a protein of 894 amino acids. Gene Ontology annotation, cellular component: late endosome. NCBI's taxonomy places the organism in Eukaryota, Metazoa, Chordata, Mammalia, Rodentia, Heteromyidae.
CUUCAUGUCUUAAUGAUCUUUUGGUCAUUUGUUGCUGGAGUUGUCACAUUCUACUGCUCACUAGGUCCUGAUUCUCUCUUACCAAAUAUAUUCUUCACAAUAAAAUACAAACCCAAGCAAUUAGGACUCCAGGAAUUAUUUCCUCAAGGCCAUAGCUGUGCUGUUUGUGGUAAAGUGAAAUGUAAACGCCAUAGGCCUUCCUUACUACUUGAAAACUACCAGCCAUGGUUAGACCUGAAAAUUUCUUCCAAGGUUGAUGCAUCUCUCUCAGAGGUUCUUGAAUUAGUGUUGGAAAACUUUGUUUAUCCAUGGUACAGGGAUGUGACAGAUGAUGAGUCCUUUGUUGAUGAACUGAGAAUAACAUUACGAUUUUUUGCAUCUGUUUUAAUACGAAGGAUUCACAAGGUGGAUAUUCCAUCUAUUAUAACCAAGAAAUUAUUAAAAGCAGCAAUGAAGCAUAUAGAAGUGAUAGUUAAAGCCAGACAGAAAGUAAAAAAUACGGAGUUUUUACAGCAAGCAGCUUUAGAAGAAUACGGUCCAGAGCUUCAUGUGGCUUUAAGAAGUCGAAGAGAUGAAUUACAAUACUUAAGGAAGCUUACUGAGUUACUUUUUCCUUAUAUCUUGCCUCCAAAAGCAACAGACUGCAGGUCCCUGACCUUACUUAUAAGAGAGAUUCUCUCUGGUUCUGUGUUCCUUCCUUCUUUGGAUUUUUUAGCAGAUCCAGAUACUGUGAAUCAUUUGCUUAUCAUCUUCAUAGAUGACAGUCCACCUGAAAAAGCAACUGAACCAGCUUCACCUUUGGUUCCAUUCUUGCAGAAAUUUGCAGAACCCAGAAAUAAAAAACCAUCUGUACUGAAGUUAGAAUUGAAGCAAAUCAGAGAACAACAAGAUCUUUUAUUUCGUUUUAUGAACUUCCUGAAGCAAGAAGGAGCAGUGCAUGUGUUGCAGUUUUGUCUGACUGUUGAGGAAUUUAAUGAUAGAAUUUUGCGACCAGAGUUAUCAAAUGAUGAAAUGCUCUCUCUUCAUGAAGAGUUGCAGAAGAUUUAUAAAACAUAUUGUUUGGAUGAAAGUAUUGAUAAAAUUAGAUUUGAUCCUUUUAUCGUAGAAGAAAUUCAAAGAAUUGCGGAAGGCCCAUACAUAGAUGUUGUGAAACUUCAGACUAUGAGGUGUCUUUUUGAAGCAUAUGAACAUGUUCUUUCUCUCUUGGAGAAUGUGUUUACUCCUAUGUUCUGCCACAGUGAUGAGUAUUUCAGACAACUCCUAAGAGGUGCAGAAUCACCAACACGCAAUUCAAAAUUCAACAGAGGUAGCCUAAGUUUGGAUGAUUUUCGAAGCACACAGAAGAGAGGAGAAUCAUUUGGAAUUAGCAGAAUAGGUAGCAAAAUUAAAGGAGUAUUCAAGAGUACCACAAUGGAGGGAGCUAUGUUGCCUAAUUAUGGUUUGGCUGAAGGUGAAGAUGACUUUAUUGAAGAAGGUAUUGUUGUAAUGGAAGACGAUUCUCCAGUAGAAGCUGUUAGUACGCCUAAUACUCCCCGAAACCUUGCUGCCUGGAAAAUCAGCAUUCCUUAUGUAGACUUUUUUGAGGAUCCCUCCUCCGAAAGGAAGGAGAAGAAGGAGAGAAUUCCUGUGUUUUGUAUUGAUGUUGAAAGAAAUGACAGACGAGUAGUUGGGCAUGAGCCUGAACAUUGGUCUGUCUAUAGAAGAUACCUUGAAUUCUAUGUUCUUGAAUCAAAACUAACAGAAUUUCAUGGCACAUUUCCUGAUGCCCAGCUUCCCUCCAAGAGGAUUAUUGGACCUAAAAAUUAUGAAUUCUUAAAGUCAAAGAGAGAAGAGUUUCAGGAAUAUCUACAGAAACUUCUACAGCAUCCAGAACUGAGUAAUAGUCAACUUCUAGCAGACUUUCUCUCUCCCAAUGGUGGAGAAACACAGUUUCUUGAUAAGAUACUACCAGAUGUAAAUCUUGGGAAAAUUAUAAAGUCUGUUCCCGGAAAACUAAUGAAAGAGAAAGGUCAACAUUUGGAACCUUUCAUCAUGAAUUUCAUUAAUUCCUGUGAAUCUCCAAAGCCUAAACCAAGUAGACCAGAACUGACCAUUCUCAGUCCUACUUCAGAAAACAACAAAAAGCUUUUCAAUGACCUGUUUAAGAAUAAUGCAAACCGUGCUGAGAACACAGAGAGGAAGCAAAAUCAGAACUAUUUUAUGGAGGUGAUGACUAUAGAAGGAGUCUAUGAUUAUCUGAUGUAUGUAGGACGGGUAGUUUUCCAAGUUCCUGACUGGCUUCAUCAUCUUCUAAUGGGAACUCGAAUCCUCUUUAAAAACACCCUGGAAAUGUACACUGACUACUAUCUUCAGUGUAAACUAGAGCAGCUAUUUCAAGAGCACCGUUUAGUUUCACUCAUAACACUUCUCAGAGAUGCUAUAUUCUGUGAAAAUACUGAACCUCGCUCUCCCCAAGAUAAGCAAAAAGGUGCAAAACAGACUUUUGAAGAAAUGAUGAAUUACAUUCCAGAUCUGAUAGUCAAGUGCAUUGGUGAAGAAACCAAGUAUGAAAGCAUCAGACUUCUCUUUGAUGGCCUACAGCAGCCAGUACUCAAUAAACAGCUGACCUAUGUUUUGUUGGACAUUGUGAUACAAGAACUUUUUCCAGAGCUCAAUAAGGUACAAAAGGAAGUUGCCUCUGUAACAUCCUGGAUGUAAACAUUUGGAUUUCGGGUAGAAUCAAUGUUACUGCUAUACUGAUGUAAUCAAACUGUACUUUUUUCUUUCACUUUUGUAUAUUUUUGUAUAUAUCAUGUACUUCAGUGUCUGAACGAUUGUUUUUUGUUUUAAUAAAGACCUAAUUGAAAUACAAUAAUAAUUAAAAGUGAUUGGGUUUUAUAGCUUUUCAUUUUACACCAGCUGUUAACUAGAAUUUAUAUCACUUACUGCAAUUUGUAAAAUAGACAAUUCCUAAUCUCUUGAGGGCAAUAAUCUUUGUCUUGUAUCAAAGAAGCAAUUUUCUUUAGUGUAGAAAAAUAGGAGUAACAUUAGACACUUGCUUUCUAAUUUAGUGUUCCUACCUUUCUAAAGAUUUGUUCUUUUUUCCUUCAUAAUCGUACAUAGUAAACUGUUUGUCUAUAAAUAAAGCAUCUAUACCUUUU